AUGUCAGCUGAAUACCACCUUGACAUGGAUAUCGAUAACAAUAAAAAUAAUGAAAGACUGCCAAAUGGCAGAGCGACGCGUUCUUCGCUAGCGUGUCUACCCUGCCGCUCGCGUCAUCUCAAAUGCGACGCCAAAAAACCGCGGUGUACCCGCUGCGCCGAAUUCUCCAGAGAAUGCCAGUAUGCCCAAUCACGCAGAGGGGGGCUGGACCGCGCAGCACUGAGUGAGCGGCGUAAGCGAUUAGCAACCGCUGAGGAUCCCGUGAAUAACAGUAGCCCGAGCCCACAACGGUCGGCAGGGUCUCAGGGUCGCCAGGACUUCGGCACCGGGAUUAUUGACGUGGAUCUCUCGAACAGUUAUGGACUGCUCCAUGGAAGCACAAGCACUGGAGACCAAACUUCUAGUACUGGAUCUCCAAGCACAAUCUCACUGCAGUUCAGCAGUAUUGAGACCGAUCCUUUGAUUGAUUUAUACUACAACAACUUCCACAAACUUCAUCCGUUCAUUUUACCUCAAAAAUAUCUGACAAGAGCCUAUCAAGAUCCAACACGUCAAACCUCUUUGAACGCACUUAUCGCUGUGAUGCGACUCGUUGGAAAUAUUUACAAGUCACGCGAGUUAUCGAGUUCAUUAAAGGACCAUGCUGAAGCUGGUUUCUUACAAUUACUACCAACGGACCCGAUCCUUGUACAAUGUCGACUCCUAUACUCAAUGGUAUUGUUUUGGUAUGAGUACAAGAGUGAAUCAAAAUUACAAAUGGAUACAGCGGUUCAAGUCGCCCGUGAAUUAGAGAUGUUCCGAGCAGAAUUUGCGGUGAAAUAUGGAGGCACCGAUCGUGUUUUGCAAGAAAGCUGGAGGCGAACUUGGUGGACGUUAUAUACUGUGGAGGCUUACUAUGCUGGGACUUUGGGUACUAUGAACUUCGAAGUUGCCAAAAUAGACACCACAGUAGAACUUCCUUGUGAAGAGUCGGAGUAUGAACUUGGAGAUAUUCCCGCACCGAAAACCCUGCACGACUUCGACUGCCGAGAGUUUGCCCCCGAUGAUCUCGUUUUCUCAUCCUUCACUUACCUCAUUGGUGCUGUGCGCUGUGCUGCUUUUGCAAUAUCUACGGUCCCCAAGACCGCCAUGAAAGAGGAUUCCCCGCAGGUGAUCCAGACUGCAGACUCAAUAUUGAAUGGAUGGCUCCUCUUACUGCCAAAGAAUCGUAAGCAGGUCAUGAGUAGGACUGGCGAAAUUGACGAACUCAUGUUCCAAGCCCACAUGCUUAUUCAUGUGUAA
This is a messenger RNA of Penicillium verhagenii, 1281 nucleotides long. RefSeq lists its product as uncharacterized. Gene Ontology annotation, biological process: DNA-templated transcription; regulation of DNA-templated transcription. The transcript has 2 exons. Lineage: Eukaryota; Fungi; Ascomycota; Eurotiomycetes; Eurotiales; Aspergillaceae. Gene Ontology annotation, molecular function: DNA-binding transcription factor activity, RNA polymerase II-specific; DNA binding; zinc ion binding. Bases 1 to 1281 code for a protein of 426 amino acids. The record is from RefSeq and is a predicted model, not a curated record.